Molecule: messenger RNA, 1357 nt
Organism: Amphimedon queenslandica
Lineage: Eukaryota; Metazoa; Porifera; Demospongiae; Haplosclerida; Niphatidae
Exons: 4
Source: RefSeq, a predicted model, not a curated record
UUUCUUAGUCACCAGAUUUAUGAUGCUAGUGAGAUUUAGAUUUAUAGCUAGUAUCUUAUUCCUUUUUCUCCUAGAUGUAGUGAUGUCACAUUCACUCUUGAGUUCAGUAGAGCUUCCAUUUACAGAAUAGUCAGAAUUUUGAAAUUUUUAAUUAAUGGCAUAGCUGCUACAGUCAACUGAGCUUGUUUGGCAUGUAUCAGUGCAUAAAACAGAUGCUAUGCCAUGCAAACCAUCAUUGUUCAUGCAUGUUGAUGCUAUCACAUUGAAAUGUUCAUAAAAAGUUUAUGAAAAGUUUAUGAAAAAGUCCAAAAAUUCACUUUUUUUAUGAUGUGGCAACCUUGACUUGUGUCAGCCAACGCUUUGAGUGGGUGUACCAGUAGAUGCUGUUUGUUUGUGAUACUAAAAUCAUUAUUAUUUUGCAGCUAAUGUUGUUGUUUAUAGUAGAUCUAUUGCUCAAUGUUUCAGGACAACAAGGUCAAGAAUUCAUGCAUAUACCAGUACUCUUGUUUGUCAAUGACCAUUGCCGUACUAUAACAGAUUAUAAAUUGGUAAGUACCAUUGUACCAAGCCAUAUAUGUGCCUUGAUUCCAACACAGCGCAACAAUGAAUGUGCAGUUUCUAUAGAAAGAGAGAGUGAUGAGAUGUGCAAACAUUAUCCCCAUAUAGGGAAACAAUCCAGUAAGUUAUUGUUAACAAUAUGUAUUCAACCCACAGUCCCUCCCUAUUGUGCACCUGACCAACCAGAAUAGUGCAACUGUGGGUUGAGGUUUUGUUGGGCCCUAGCAAGAUGGAGUACUGUUUCUUUCCUUUGUUGAUAUUAUUGAUCAUAGUUACACUUUCAAAUUGUGAAGCUACGUGUAAUCAAAUUGUACCAUUAAAUGGAAACCCUAGUAUUGAAACAAGAGUAUCAAUUGGUGAAUGUGUUGCUUUUCAAUGUACACUAAAUCAUAUAGUACAGUGGAAACUAAAUGGAACUGAUAUCAGUAAUGAUGAUAUUCAUUACAAUAUCAAUACUACUAGUGGUACACUGACUAUACAAGAAGUGAGGAGCACUGAUACUGGAAACUAUACUUGUGGUUUGGGAAGUGUUUCUCUUAUAGUCCAAAAACCUGUUAUCAUAGUUACUGGUCAAUACAUUAACCUCAUUGUUGGUAGUAGUGUCAGUAUUAGCUGUACUACAAUGCCCUCCAUCCAUAACAGUGAAGUAAAGUGGCAUUCAUCAUCAUUCAAUAGUGAUAGCAAUGAACUGAUCAUUAAUCCAGUGAUGCUCUCUCAUAAUAACAAGAUAUUCACAUGUGUAGUAUCAUCAGAUUUACUGGCUAUGAGUUUGACAGAGUCUAUUACUAUUAGUGUUGAU